CAAUGUCAAAAAUUAUUUAAAAAAAAAUUCUAACCUCAAAUUGUUACCCAAUAAUGCCAAUUUGUAUCUUUUCUUUAUAAUUUAUUUUCCUAACAUACGGCAAACAAUAUAAAACUAAUAAAAAUGUUAGGACUAAGUGGUUUUUUAUCUAAAACAAUCUCACCGGGACAAAGUUGGCUGAAACAACAAACAAGGAACACAUUUAUUUUGAAACGGCGAUUUCCUCCACCACCUCACAAGCAAGGAGGCAAGGUUCCUAAAAUGAGAGCUAGACACUUCAUAUAUGAUUUGGUUCAAGAUACAAACACACUGAAAAAGCCCGAUAUGACAGUAAUAUUGAAAGAUUUUGUUGAUGGUGUUGGCAAAGCUGGUGAUUUGAUAACUUUGCGUUCGGCAAUAGCAUACCGUGAUUAUCUGUUACCCGGACUUGCAGUUUAUGCAAGUCCUGAUAAUAUUGAAAAGUACAAAAGUGAGACCAACAAACCAAAGCAGGAAAACCAGUACAGUUCACCCUACGUACAUAGAACUAUUGGAUGUUUGUCACGGCUCGUGUUGGAAAUUACGAUGAAUAAACUAGUGCCAUGGACUUUGGAACCCUGGCAUAUUAGGACAUCUUUCCGGAAAGCUGGUUUCGUGGUUCCUGAAGAUGCCAUCGAAAUGCCGCCCGUAACAAUAAAAGGGCCAGAUCUUUCUCUGCAGGAUAAAGAAUUUUACGUUACAGUUACAAUCAAUAAAACCGAGAAAGUGAAUGUUCGGUGUCGUAUUCAUCAUUGGGCAACUGGCUUGGAUAGGCUGCCUUGGACAGAGUACCAUUGGAAAAUUCCCAGAGAACCCCUUAUUCCAGAACAAGCAUCUGUAUUAGAAAAAAUGCCUUUACAGGAGUGAUCAUGUUGUUAUCUAUUUAAGAAUUGUAUAUUUGUAGCAUUCGUAAUUCAGUUAAAUAAAACACUGUGAAGUGACAACAUCA
Messenger RNA from Ostrinia furnacalis (Asian corn borer), 967 nucleotides. RefSeq names its product mitochondrial ribosomal protein L9 (gene mRpL9). The transcript has 5 exons. Gene Ontology annotation, molecular function: structural constituent of ribosome. The record is from RefSeq and is a predicted model, not a curated record. Gene Ontology annotation, cellular component: ribosome. Bases 124 to 885 code for a protein of 253 amino acids. Gene Ontology annotation, biological process: translation. Lineage: Eukaryota; Metazoa; Arthropoda; Insecta; Lepidoptera; Crambidae.